AUGGGUAUAAAGGAUUUGACAAAGGUGAUAUGUGACAACGCUCCAAAUUCUGUCAGCGAACAUGAUCUGAAGUAUUACUUUGGGCGGAAAGUGGCAAUCGAUGCGUCGAUGAGCAUUUAUCAAUUUUUGAUCGCUGUGAGACAGGAUGGAUCGCAGCUUUCGAACGACGCAGGUGAAACAACGAGUCAUUUGCUGGGAAUGUUUUACCGGACAAUUCGAAUGGUGGAAAAUGGAAUCAAGCCAAUUUAUGUAUUUGAUGGAAAGCCGCCGGAAAUGAAAGGCGACGAGCUUCAAAAACGAACUGAUCGAAGAAUUGAAGCAAAGACCGAGCUCGACAAAGCAGUGGAAACUGGUGACACGGAGACGAUAGACAAGCUGAAUCGCAGGCUUGUCAAAGUUUCAAAGGAGCAAACUGACGAGUGCAAAAAGCUGUUGCGUCUAAUGGGCAUUCCGAUCAUCGAGGCACCGGGAGAGGCAGAAGCUCAGUGCGCUGCACUCGUAAACGCAGGCGUAGUUUACGGCGCUGCUACUGAAGAUAUGGAUACUCUAACGUUUGGAUCAAAUGUGCUUCUGCGUCAUAUGACAAAAAUGCCAAUUAAAGAGUUUCGUUUGGCAGAUGUAUUGCAAGGAAUGAAACUGAAUAAGAAUGAGUUCGUAGACCUAUGCAUAUUACUUGGAUGUGAUUAUUGUCCGACAAUCAAAGGCAUCGGACCGAAGAAAGCUUAUGAACUAAUCAAAACGUAUCACAGCAUCGAGGAAAUUUUGAAGCAUAUUGACGCAAAACUAGUCGCUAAUUUUUUUACUAUAACUUGGUCUGAUCCGGAUGAAGAAGGCUUGGUGGAAUUUUUGGUCAGAACGAAAAACUUCAAUGAGGUUCGAGUACGAAACGGGGCUGCAAAGUUGAUGAAAGCACGACAUACCGCAACUCAAGGGCGCAUCGACAAUUUCUUUACCGUGGUACCUGCAACGAAUAAGCGCAAGGUGAGAAUUUUAAAAUAA
Messenger RNA from Soboliphyme baturini, 999 nucleotides. NCBI's taxonomy places the organism in Eukaryota, Metazoa, Nematoda, Enoplea, Dioctophymatida, Soboliphymatidae. The record is from the annotation of a GenBank genome assembly.